This is a messenger RNA of Clunio marinus, 228 nucleotides long. The record is from the annotation of a GenBank genome assembly. NCBI's taxonomy places the organism in Eukaryota, Metazoa, Arthropoda, Insecta, Diptera, Chironomidae.
AUGUAUUUGCGAAUGGAUCAUAAAGCACAUAUAAUGACUUAUUGCAGACAUAUUUGCUGGCAGCAGCAGCUCAUUGUAUUUUUGUUAAAAAGACAUGAUGAUGGUGUUCGCACGAUGCAAUUCCUUUAUGUUACCACGAAGUGCUCGUUGAUAAGAGAUCAACAUGAAAGCCUUUCAAUUCUUAUUAUUAUUGCUAUUUGUUUUCAUCAAAUGAUUAUUACAACGUGA